Molecule: messenger RNA, 698 nt
Organism: Zophobas morio
Lineage: Eukaryota; Metazoa; Arthropoda; Insecta; Coleoptera; Tenebrionidae
Product: thioredoxin-2
Exons: 3
Coding region: 135-452 (105 amino acids)
Cellular component (GO): cytosol
Molecular function (GO): protein-disulfide reductase activity
Source: RefSeq, a predicted model, not a curated record
CGAACCGACAAAAACGCCGCCACCGAACAGAAGCGUCAUUCCGUCAUUUUCCAAGUGCGAGAGUGCAGUGUCUCAACAUUCCCUUCUGUUUUCGUUGCGAUUUUUUCCGCAAAAAACAACCCAAAAAACUCGGAAUGGUUACCCAUAUUAACGACAAGGCCGACCUCGUAUCGAAACUGAACGAUGCCGGGGAUCAGUUGGUGGUCAUCGAUUUCUUCGCCACCUGGUGUGGACCUUGCAAGAUGAUUUCCCCGAAAUUGGAAGAACUUGCCCAGGAAUUCCAGAACGUCCUAAUUUUCAAGGUCGACGUCGACGAGUGUGAGGAGGUCGCAAUGGAGUACAAUAUUUCGUCAAUGCCUACAUUCGUUUUCGUCAAAAAUAAUCAGACGAUUACGCAGUUCAGCGGCGCCAACUACGAGAAGCUGAGGCAGUUGGUGUUGGACAAUAAGUAGUCAGUUUUUAUUUUCAUGUACUUGAAAAACACAAAAACUGCAAAUUUUAAUGAAAAAAUUUCCAAAAAAAUAUUUUUUCACUGCGUAGGUUUCUGUUUGUGUUUUUUUCUCUGUUGGCAUUUGAUUUUUAUAAUUGCGUGAGUUGUUGUAUAUUUGUGGUUCACUAGUGCGCCUUACACAAAAUGUAAAAGCAUAUAUACAUUCGCAUGUAUUACAGUUACAAAAUUCAUUAAAAUGUUAAACAAA